Plasmodium knowlesi strain H is the source of this 3243-nucleotide messenger RNA. Its product is annotated as conserved Plasmodium protein, unknown function. The record is from RefSeq and is a predicted model, not a curated record. The transcript is spliced from 6 exons. Bases 1 to 3243 code for a protein of 1080 amino acids. Lineage: Eukaryota; Apicomplexa; Aconoidasida; Haemosporida; Plasmodiidae.
AUGCUCAAAUAUUUCACGAAGGAGCAUUAUUCCUACUUAGCGAGCACCAGGCGGAUGUCCUUCCGGGUGGAAAAGGACAUUAAGACAAGGACGACGUUCGUCAACAGGGAGGACUUGAAGCAUGUGUUUGUGCUGGACUCGCAGGACACAACGGCCGGAUUGUGCCUUCUGAACAUUUCGCUCUUCCUCCUAGGCGGAUUCUCCAAAGAAAAAAGCAAAGGAAACCUAGCGACAAAUCUAGAAGGAGGUCUUUUCAUAAUAAGUUUGAUUAUCUUUUCGAUACAAAAAAUAUUGGACCGAUGUAUCUUAUCAGAUCUGACAUUCGCUCUCCUACUCUUCAUCUCGUGUGUGUUGCCAUUUCUGCUUCUUGAACUCAAUGGUUGUUUUAACAACAUGGUGUUUUUCCCUAUAUGUCUUAUGUUCUACUUCACUAGAUACCAUCUAAGAACAUUGUUCAUUCUAGAUACCUUUCUCAUUCUUACCAUCCUAGUAAUAAACGUAUCCAUAAACUCCACCACCGUCGAUAUUUACAUUUUCCUCUUCCUCUUGACUGCCGUCUUUUUUAGUAUGAUUUAUUACCGUUAUUUGUACUACUUUUCUAAAGCCCUUUCUAAUUCUAUAGCUAACCCAAGAAAUAUGAUUUUAAUGUUCCCCUACAUAAAUGAAUACCAGCAAGUUUGUUUUGUGAAGCUAGCCGAUGUGCUCCUGGACUUAAACAACUACAUUCACACAAAGUGGAAAAUCUUCUGUUGUAACAUUCCAAAUUUUCAUAUUAAAAAUGAAAAGGAUAUGCACAGUGCACAAAUCGUGGCUAGCAGAUUGGCAAAUAAAUUCUUCACUCUGAGGAACCAAAAACUAUUUUCCACUUACCCUCCCUACUAUUGUCUAAAAGUUUUUUAUCAUAAAAAAUUGUACUUAAUUAUUUCUGCUAUUGAGAGGAAGAGAAAACAGAUUGGCAAAUUUCAUUCUAAUCAAAAUAAAAAUAACUUUCUAUUCUUGAUGGAGAUGAUUAAGCUGCACUGGGGAACUAGGCCUUAUGAGGAGGACUCCAACAAUUCCCGUGCAGAUCCGCCCCAACCACGAAAAUGGCCAUCUAAAACAAAUAAAAAAAAAAAAAAAAAAAAAAACACGAUCAGUGAGGAAGUAGAAAAAGGAAAACAAAGUAACAAUCACAGAGAACGAAACUUACGUAUAGAUCGUAUUCCCUUGAAAUAUGUGGAGGAAGCUAACAUUAACCAAAAUGGAAAAUCAGACAUAUCGAAAGCGAGAGAAAAAACAAGGAGAGACAAACCUGAACAAAAGGCAACCUCCAGAGACGAAAAUGCCUCCCAACGUUAUAACAAAAAUAGGGAUACACAGAAAAAAGCAGAAACAGUGAAGCGAGAAAAAAGUACACGAAGGAGCAAUGGAAAAAAUGAUGGUCUACUGAACUGCACUCCACAAUAUCAACUAAACGGUUUCCCAAAAAAGGAAAAGAAAAAAAGAAGCAGUGAGAAAAGGAAUUCUCUAAAUAAUAAUUCUAUCCUGUUUAAGAAAGAUCCCGAGAAAGGAAGGGGCCAUUUUGUGCAAACUUCCCAUACUAAGAUAGACAGACUCCAAAUAGAAACCCCAGUUGACAAUCUGCUGAGCAUCACCGAAAAUACUAACAGAGAAAAAAAAAGUUACAAAUUUAGAAACAAAAAUAAUGUCCAUGGUGAAACAUUUUUUGAGUCCAAAUGUGAUACACACAGGGGAGGAAAACAUGAAAACCCCAGAGCAAUUCCUCCCCACCACAAUAAUAAGGAUUUUAGAAAAGAAAAGCAGAACACUACAGGUAGGAGAAGCACACACGUCGAUGUGAACAGAUAUAAUAAGAAGCCUAAAAACGAUAUGCAGGGGAAAAGGAUGAAAAACAAAUUCCAACAACAGAAGGAGCAUGGGUUUGAAUUCUUCUUCACCAAAAGGAAGAAAAAAAUGGAGCAUCAAAUAUGCAACCAUGAUAACUCAGACUGUGUAAACCCAAAGUUGGAUGACAACGAAUGGGAAAAUAAUACUAAUGGAGUUCCCCUUCCUGGGAACAUAAAGGAUAUCGACACACAAAUGCACAUAAAUUUAAAUUCUUACGUGAACGAUAAAAUGAAAGCUACUCCGAAUGCUCAAAGUAACUACAUGAGUAUGUAUAUGUACAUGCGCAGGCAAGACAACGGUGGUAAGGAACAAACAAGUGUACAUUCCUCCAGCGAAGACGCAAAGAAAAAAAAGAAAAAGUCGGAAGGAAAAUUUUCAACAUCACAAACAUAUCAUCAUGACUGGAGCUUGCUAUCGGAUGAAAAAAUAAUUUUCUUAAAUUUAUCUUGUCUCUUCUAUGUUUUCAUCCAAAAAAUUAAAUGGUUCUUAAAAUAUAUAGAAAAAAUCAACUCUGUUGUUCAGGUGGGAUAUUUCCGACAAGGAAUUUCUCCAAGGAGAGAUCAUCUCUUGGCUUUCCUAGACCAGAAGGUCGAACGAUAUUACCUGCUUUGGUCAAAUUCCUUCGAUUUGGUUUACCAUGUGGAGAAUUACAUCCCACACAUUUUGCUUAUCCUCACUUUCCACCUUUCUUCCGUUUUUGUACGAGUCGCACCCCUCCAGCUCAGCGGAUCCUACAAUCUGUUCCGCAUGGCUAGCUUCUCAUCCAUUUUCGCCGUUAGAUUUCUACUGAUCCCCAUCGUUUUCGCUCUCAUAUUUUGGCCGAUUAUCAAAACAAGAUCAGUGAACCCGAAGAAUAUUUUCAAAAUUAAAAUGCGCUUUUUCCUCCUGUCCCUUUUUAUCCUUAUGUUAUCCGCCCUCGACUACCUGUGGACGGUACUUCUCGUGCAGAAGAAUUUCUGGAGGCUGGAUGGCGCUAUCCUGUUGGAGCUUCAAAAAACAUACAGAUGUAGUAUGUUUUCCCUAGCGGAGCUAAUUUUCUUUGCGCCAGUCUUCUACUUCCUCAUCAUGCAUCGGUUAAAGUCUCUUUGGUACCUGUAUAUCAUUUGGUUGUUCUUAAUAAAUGUAAUAUACUGGAGUUUGAUUGGAAACUUCCUCCCCGGCCUAAAGAUGAAUAUCACCCUGGCGACAUCAGUUGUGAUGUGCAUCCUCUUUAUUAUCAGACCCUUCGAGAUGGUCAAGAGGGACAUAUUUUGCAGGUGUGUCCUUCCCUACAUUUUAUUCCUGGACGACGUAUUGUGCACCCUCGACUGCGAGAAGAGACUCAAAUAUUUGCAUUUUCAAAAUAUAGGGGGAUGA